AUGGCAACAUCAAAGACUGUGAAGAAGGGUAAGGUCUCCAAGGCACUUGAUGCCAAGAAAAAGGUGGCCAAGGGGCAGAAGACCAUGCAAAAGAAGAAGGUGCGCACAUCUGUACACUUCCGUCGGCCGAAGACCCUGAAGACGCCGCGAAUUCCCAAAUAUCCUCGUAAGUCAGCUCCAGCACGGUGUAAACUCGAUUCGUUCGCCAUCAUCAAGCAUCCACUGACAACCGAGUCGGCCAUGAAGAAGAUUGAAGACCACAAUACGCUCGUCUUCAUCGUUGACGUGCGAGCCAACAAGCACCAAAUUCGAGCUGCUGUGAAGAAGUUGUACAAUAUUGAGGUGCAAAAGAUUAACACACUCAUCACCCCUCUUAUGGAGAAGAAGGCGUACAUUCGCUUGACGACGGAUUAUGAUGCCUUAGAUUGCGCCAAUAAGAUCGGAAUCAUAUAA
Molecule: messenger RNA, 453 nt
Organism: Cooperia oncophora
Lineage: Eukaryota; Metazoa; Nematoda; Chromadorea; Rhabditida; Trichostrongylidae
Source: the annotation of a GenBank genome assembly